UCUGCUUGUCAGGAAGCAAGCUGAUUGGCCGCGGCCUAGCAAAGAGUGCCCGGGGAUCCAAAACUGCAGGCCGCACUUAGCUUACCGUCAAAAAUAAACCAAAAACAAUAAUAGACUAAACGGAGGAGGGGGAGAAACGCCAAAAGAGUCCGAAGACGACGUUAUCAGAGGGAUCCUCCCAUUGAUGGGAAGAAGCACAUUCAAUAUGCCGUUUUUAUUUUAAGGUUCUCCACAUCAAAUGUGAAGUUUUCAGGGCUAUUUUCUUUGGGUUAAACAUGGACCAAGGAGGUGGUGUGUUGGAGUUACACACACAGGAGCUGAAGAUGCCCCACGCUAUGAUCAUGCAAGAUUUUGUUGCAGGGAUGGGUGGCUUGGCACACAUUGACGGGGAUCACAUUGUGGUGUCCGUGCCAGAAGGAAUGCUUCUUUCCGACGUGAUGACGGACGAGGGGAUCCUCUUGGAGCACGGGCUGGAGGUGGAGGGCCUCGAAACUCAGGUCGUCGAAGGUCUGGAAACCGAAGUUGUGGGAAGUUUACACGCGGAUGUGGAAGGACUGGAGGCAGAGGUGGUCGAUGGGCUUCAGACACAUGUGGUAGAGCUGGAGGCUCAGGUAGUGGAAGGCCUAGAAGGAGAUGUCGAGGUGGAAGGACUGGAGGCACAUGUGGUGGAGGGACUAGAAACCGAAGUGGAUGUAGAGGACUUAGAAGCUCAUGUCGUUGAGGGCCUCGAGGAGGAAGUGGAAGUUGAGGGCUUGGAAGCAGAAGUCGUGGAAGGUCUGGAGGUGGACGUAGAAAGCCUGCAGGCUCAGGAUGUAGACGGCCACGAAAUAGGCAGCGAGGACAUGGUGCACUCAGAGCACAGUGUGAUCAUGCCGGAAAAUAUCCUAGGAACAGAAGUUGCAAUAGAGGAAGCUUUGGAACACCACCACGUGUUAACCUCGGACCUUAUCCAGGAUGCCAAUCACCACGAUGACAUGUCAGACCAGGUGUUUGUUGCAGAGCUUUUGUCGGACCACCAGGAUAACACUUUAGACCACCAGCUUGUGGCAGAGGGCUUGAUGGUAACGGAGGCCAACGCGGAGACUAUCAUCCAUCAGCAACUUCCAUCUGAGGCCGUUUCUUUGCAGAUGGAUGAGGAUGAUGACGGGAGAAGUAGUUCUGAAGAUUACCUCAUGAUUUCAUUGGACGAGGUGGGCGAGAAGUUGGACAUAGGAGACACCCCCCUAGAGAUUAGCACUGAGGUGAUGGAAGACAAGGAGGGCAAGGAGGAAGAUGGCGCAGAAGUCAUCAAAGUCUACAUUUUCAAAGCUGAGGCAGAUGAUGAUUUGGGUGGAACUGAGGUGAUCACUGAGGAUGAUUAUCAAAAUGGCCACCCUGAUCUUGAGGCGGCAUCAUCGGGAAGACUCGGAGUCGGGCGCGACAAGAUGGUCUACAUGGCAGUCAAGAAGCAGCCCAAAAUAGAGGAAGAGGAGGACGACGACGACGACGAGAGUGAUGACGAUGAUGACGAUGACGACAUCAGCAAUACAAUAGAGCAGGUGAAGAACGGCGCGUCGACACAGUUUCUACAAAUCCGAGAAGGUUUGGCCAUGAACCGUGUCCUCAAACCCAAAGCCAAGAAAAAGAAGAAAGGAGACAUUCGGCAGUGUCAAACCGCUGUCAUCAUCGGGCCUGACGGCCUGCCUUUGACGGUCUACCCGUGCCACAUAUGCGGAAAGAAGUUCCGCUCACGAGGCUUCCUCAAAUGCCACAUGAAAAACCACCCGGACCACCUCUUAAAGAAAAAGUACCAGUGUACAGACUGCGACUUCACCACCAACAAGAAAAUUAGUUACCACAACCAUUUGGAGAGUCACAAGCUGCUGAGCCACAACAGCGAGCGCUCCCCGGAAUACACGGAGUACGCGCGGCGCUAUCACGAAUCCAGUCCGCUGGGCUCCGACAAACUCAUCGUCAAGGACCGCGAGACCAAGCUGCAUCACUGCAAGUAUUGCGACUACGAGACGGCGGAGCAGGGCCUGCUCAAUCGUCACCUGCUGGCCGUGCACAGUAAGAACUUUGCGCACGUCUGCGUGGAGUGCGCCAAAGGCUUUCGCCACCCGUCCGAGCUGAAGAAGCACAUGCGGACCCACACGGGUGAGAAGCCCUAUCACUGUCCCCACUGCGAGUUCCGCUGCGCGGAUCAAUCCAACUUAAAGACUCACAUCAAAAGCAAGCACGGCGCAGACCUGCCUUUCAAGUGCAGUCACUGCCCGCAAGCGUACGCCGAUGCGCGGGAACUCCAGCGUCACAUAGAGAUGGUUCAAGGCCACAAGACGCACCAGUGUCCGCAUUGCGAGCACAAGAGCACCAACUCCAGUGACCUGAAGCGGCACAUCAUCUCUGUGCACACCAAGGACUUUCCCCACCAGUGCGACGUGUGCGAGAAAGGCUUUCACCGGCCCUCGGAGUUAAAGAAGCACGCCGAGACGCACAAGGGUAGCAAGGUGCACCAGUGCCGGCACUGUAACUUCAACGCUCCCGACACGUUCACCCUGAGUCGCCACAUUCUGUCCCUGCACACCAAGGAACUACCGUUUAAGUGCAAGCGCUGCCGGCGAGGCUUCCGACAACCGGCGGAGCUCAAGAAGCACAUGAAGACGCACAGCGGGCGCAAGGUUUAUCAGUGCCAGUAUUGCGAGUAUAACAGUACGGACGCUUCCGGCUUCAAGCGCCACGUCAUUUCCAUUCACACCAAGGACUACCCCCACCGCUGCGACUACUGCACCAAGGGCUUCAGAAGGCCUUCGGAAAAGAGUCAGCACAUAGCAAGACACCACAAAGACAUGUUAAUGUAACGUCAUCACACUUCAAAGUCACUCCCCCUUUGGCCCCCAGUAAAUCUGUGUCACACACUCGGACGUAAUUUUAGUGUAUUAAAAAAUGAAUGGUGUAGGCUGUUGAAGGCAACAACAUUAUAUUUGCCGUUCUGUGUUGUAAUGAGUGUAAAACUCGUCCUAUUGCCAGAACACAUUUUAGAUGGGAAUUAAUUCUUUUUUUUGGGGGGGGGGGGGCGCACUGAGUGGGACAAGUGUAAAUUGUGUUGUUUUUUUUUGUUGCAGAGAAUCACAUAAGAACAUUUAUUCAGGGUUUCAAAUGUCUAUAUUUUUAUACCCACUCAGCUGAAAUGCUGCAGGAGAAUAACUUUCAUGAGAAAUGAUAAACAUAGGUUCAUGAUCAUCAUGUCAAUUUUCUUCCAUACUACCAACUAGUAUCAUUUUUUUGCCCAGUUUUUAAGCCCAAUUUAAUUUAUCACUGCCACAUGUUGCUCCAUUAUCAAUCUCCAUGAAGGCGUUUUAGUGACUCACCUACAUGUCGCACCUUAGCUCAGUUUUACUUCCAUGUUUUUGCAUUUCUCUCUAACGUGACACGACCACAAUCUAUGAAAAAUGUAUUAAAAGUUAAAUCAGGGUUUAGGGACUUGAAACAUCUGUUGGGUCUAAUACAAAUAUAAUCAAGGUGGUGCUACAUAAUGACAGGCUUUUAUGAAUUUGACUCGAGUUGGCUUUGUGUUCGCUAACAACGCUAGCGACAAAAAAGUAGGUUACCUGUGACGCAGAUGUGCUUAACUAACUACGGUUGCAUUCAUGCCUUACAUCUGCCGUUUUUUUUUACCCUUAAGCACUGAUGAACAAGUUCAGUUUAAAAAGAAGUAAUUUUUUAACUCAAACAUACUGCACCAAUACCAUUCUCUCAGAGAUUGUGUUUUGGUCAGUAGAAGGCACUUUAAUAACUUUUUUUUUGUAUUUUAAUUACAUGUGUUGGUUUUUUUUUUAUGUAUAUGGUUAAAUAUACAUAUGAAUCUGAGUAAAUGAUUACACAGCCUUGUAAAUGGGUAAAUGUUCUCUAUUGCAAGUGGGCACAAUACAGUUGUUGUGGCAAGUGAUGGGUAAAGCGAUUUAUUUUUUUGUCCCAUGGCGAAGUGUUUGGGUUUUGUGUUUGGUUUGUGCUCACUAACAAAUUUCCCACACCUUCAUCCUUCAGUCCUAUACGUAAAUCUAGCCCAAUCCCACAUUUGGGAUUAUAUUCUCGUCGGUGGUCAUCAUAAUGGCAUUAGUUAUAAGUAUGCACAUAUGCUGUCUCCAUGAAAUUGUGGUAUAUAUUAAAAUCCCUGCAUUUCAUGUACCUUAGUCUAUAUUUCCUUUCAGUCUGAUUGUGGAUAAACUACUGGUGGGGAAGAAACCAAAAUAAACAAAUAUCUUUUUA
Molecule: messenger RNA, 4245 nt
Organism: Corythoichthys intestinalis (scribbled pipefish)
Lineage: Eukaryota; Metazoa; Chordata; Actinopteri; Syngnathiformes; Syngnathidae
Gene: znf711
Product: zinc finger protein 711
Exons: 8
Coding region: 276-2837 (853 amino acids)
Biological process (GO): regulation of transcription by RNA polymerase II
Cellular component (GO): chromosome; nucleus
Molecular function (GO): chromatin insulator sequence binding; metal ion binding
Source: RefSeq, a predicted model, not a curated record